Messenger RNA from Dinoponera quadriceps, 3147 nucleotides. It is a transcript of the gene Gs2, whose product is annotated as glutamine synthetase 2 cytoplasmic. Gene Ontology annotation, molecular function: glutamine synthetase activity. Bases 175 to 1392 code for a protein of 405 amino acids. The transcript has 4 exons. Gene Ontology annotation, cellular component: cytoplasm. The record is from RefSeq and is a predicted model, not a curated record. NCBI's taxonomy places the organism in Eukaryota, Metazoa, Arthropoda, Insecta, Hymenoptera, Formicidae.
CUCUCCACGUCGUCCAGUCUUCAGGGUGCGUUGCUCCCUCGAGCUCUCUUUCUCGCCGCUCGGCGUCGUUACGCCUUUCCUGCUUUCCGCGGCUCCUCUACGUCCCGAGAGACGCGCGAACGACUGACCGACCCGUGGGAUCGUUCUUCUCGCGACGCACGAAACCCCGUCACGAUGAGCACCAACAUCCUCGUCAGGAUCUGCGGGCCCAGGCUCCUGCGUGCCGCCUUGGCCGAGCAGAACUCGUGGAUCACCGUCGGCAGGUGUCUCAGCACCACCACAAUGUCGCGCACCAUGUUGAAGGAUUCGCCGAACGCGGCGUUAAACAAAACCCUGCUGAAGAAGUACCUCGACCUGCCGCAACCCGACAAUGCGAUCCAGGCGAAGUACAUCUGGAUCGACGGUACCGGCGAAGGACUACGCUGCAAGACCAGGACUUUGGACUUCGUGCCGAAACAUCCUUCCGACCUGCCGACGUGGACGUACGACGGCAGCUCGACGUACCAGGCCGACGGCGCCAACAGCGACAUAUUCCUGUACCCGGUGGCGAUCUACAACGACCCGUUCCGCUGUGGUAACAACAAGCUCGUGCUCUGCGACACCUACAGCAGCGACAAGACUCCGACGAAGACGAACAAACGUUAUCGCGCGAACCAAGCGAUGGAGACCGUAAAAGAUCAGGACCCCUGGUUCGGCAUCGAGCAGGAGUACACUUUGCUGGACUUCGACGGCAGGCCGCUCGGCUGGCCGAAGAACGGUUUCCCGGGGCCUCAGGGCCCCUACUACUGCGGCGUCGGUGCCGACAAGGUGAUCGGACGCGAGAUCGUCGAGGCUCACUACAGAGCCUGUCUCUACGCCGGCGUGAAGAUCUCCGGCACCAACGCCGAGGUGAUGCCCUCGCAGUGGGAGUUCCAGGUGGGACCGUGCUUGGGCAUCAGCGCCAGCGACGACCUGUGGAUCGCUCGAUUCAUCCUGCACCGCGUCGCCGAGGAGUACGGCGUGAUCGUGACCUUGGACCCGAAACCGGUGGAUGGCUCGUGGAACGGCGCCGGCGCCCACACGAACUUCUCGACGAAGGCGAUGCGCGCGGAAAACGGCAUCGCCGAGAUCGAGAAGGCGAUCGACAAGCUCAGCAAGCAGCACCUCAGGCACAUCCAGGCGUACGACCCGCGCGGAGGGAAGGACAACGAGCGCAGGCUGACCGGCAAGUGCGAGACCAGCAACAUCCAUGACUUCAGCGCCGGCGUGGCCAAUCGCAACGUCAGCAUCCGCAUACCGCGCGGCGUGGCCGAGGACAAGAAGGGCUAUCUGGAGGACAGGAGGCCCAGCAGCAACUGCGAUCCUUACUCCGUCUGCGACGCCUUGGUCCGCACCUGCAUGCUCAACGAAUAAUAAAGCCGCGGCCGCAUCGCUAGGGGCAAACACACACCCAUACAUACAGAAACAUAUAUAUACACACAGAAAUCGACACGCACACCCGCACACACCUGGAGAGCGUACAAUUAACUGUAGAACUGUAGGAUUAACCUAUCGCGAUAUAUUCGGGACCGGUGGUGAAUGACAAGCAGCGGUGGAUCUGCUUGAGGAAGCUGGCGAGCUUUCGCGCUACCGAUUCCAGCAGCUUCUCCGGACGAGUCACUCGGCUUCGAGUGACGGAGAUUCGCCGAGGCCAGGAGGCGGCGCCCGACGUGUGCUGCCGAGAGUUACACUGAGGAUGAAGAGUGGUCGGCAAAAUUAUCGCGUCCUCUGAACGAGUUUAAGCAAUUCCGGCGGAAGUGUAGCAAAUCGGCGCGAUUUGCGUGACAAAAGCAAAAAUUUACAGUUACCGGCUGAGUCGGGAUAAUCGUAUCCGUCGAUAGCUGGCACGCAGCAAUCGUAUCAUCAGUUUGGUCCGAUCGAAUUAAACGCUUCCUCGUGAAAACUCGGCCGCCCAAGUAAGGUCUCUGAUCCCACUGCUUUCUUCUCAGUGUAAUGUGCAUCUAUCGCUAAGCCAGCCUCGUCGUAAAUACAAGCGCGAGCGUGAAAAAUGUGACGAGCGGCUGUUUGACGAUCGAUUAAAUUUCAGUCGCAGCUUCUCCUCGUGAGAAUCGCGAGUCCGCAAGCAGACCCAUUCGAUGGCGCGCUUAACGCUAAGUUCGACUCGUUAAAACUUCAUUUCGCCUGAUGACGCGAAGAUCGCAGGGAUCUUCGUCGAUCGCGGAGGCCCCCCUUUUAGUAUCGCGUUUAACAAUUUGGUCGCCCGAAGCUUGGUCCGCUGAAUGAGGUAACAAUUCCCGAUUCCCCGAGUUUUAUUCUUUUGACGUGAAUACCGCGUUCGAUAUAAAUACCUGUGGGCGAACGAUUACGUCUGUAUGGCGGUAAGUACGGGUGGCAAGACGCGGGGGAUAAUUCGAGAAUAGAAUGGGAUUUUGAAAAGAAGAAUAAUAGAAUCUUGCAAUUCUAUUGUACGGUUGCAAAUAUUUAGUACAAUUGAAAGUAAUUACAGUUAUAAUUAUUAAAGAAUAUACAUGCAUAUAUGCGUAUACAUGUGUAUAUAUAUGUACGUAUGUAUGCAUACGUUAGGGUUUCCCGGUCAUCACGACCGUAAUUUUACUGAGAGGUUGCGCGAGCAAUCGGGAGUUAAUUCUUCCUCAGCGAGGUAAUUAUUUCGUAGUCGGAGGUUAUUAUUUAUUAACUUUCCGUUCUUCAACACGGUGUAUCUUUGUAGCCAACGAACUCAAAUUCUCAGUCACAUUAAAGUUCGCUUGAAGUUAGUCGGAGAAAAUAAUUUCCUCGUCCAUUUGAUCGCCCGAAGCUUGGCUCGCAAAAGAAAAAGCGGAGCUUUUUCAAUCGUUUGUAUCUCGGAAACUGUUGAUGCCUCGACAUUCCCGUUCGGGCAAAAUUAACUUUUUAAAUCGCCCGAAGAAUCUCUCGCGAAAAUGAAUAUUACGAGAACCGUGACACCCUCUGUAUAUAUAUUUACAUAUGUAUGUCAGUUUAAAUUAUUGUAUAAUUGGAAAGAUGUGGUUACGAAGGCGCCCAGAAGUUCAGCUAAUGAACGCACGUUUUUACCAGGCGGGUGACGAACUACGAUAGUGAUAUUAUGACGGUAGGUUGAUAGUUCGAUGAGAGAGAGAGAGAGAGAGGACGCCGACACACUUUUACUCG